This is a messenger RNA of Psylliodes chrysocephalus, 489 nucleotides long. The record is from the annotation of a GenBank genome assembly. Lineage: Eukaryota; Metazoa; Arthropoda; Insecta; Coleoptera; Chrysomelidae.
AUGAAUGAACUGCCUCUUCGUCAUAUUUUUCAAUAUCUUGACGGAGAAACUUCAGGACCUCGUGUAUACUCUGGAGGUAUAAGAAAAAUGCUGGAGUCUUGCGAAAAAUUGCCCGUUGUAAAUUUUGUUUCUAUUGUUAGCCCUUUACCAGAAUUGGACGCUGCAGCUAUUAGGAAUCUUAGCACUGAUCAAGAGUACUUAUAUGAAAUAUGUCGCUCAAUUUCUAGAGGAAACUGUUCAUUAGAUCUAGCAGCUCGUAAUCCAGGUAAAUUAUCACAAGCACGAUGGCUUACAAAGGCAAACCGUAUAUUGCAUCUUUAUAUCGGAAGUAAAUGUCCGUCUACAAACUUAAGAACAAUCGCAGAAGUUGUGGUAAAAGUUUAUGCGCCAGUGUGGUUUGACAUUAAAAGAAAACCAUCGUGUUGUAAUGGAGUAAGACACGUCUUCAGAAUGAUACACAGUUGUCACGCUACUUUAACAACGAAUUGA